Messenger RNA from Hordeum vulgare subsp. vulgare (domesticated barley), 1316 nucleotides. RefSeq names its product multiple organellar RNA editing factor 2, chloroplastic-like. Bases 319 to 1008 code for a protein of 229 amino acids. NCBI's taxonomy places the organism in Eukaryota, Viridiplantae, Streptophyta, Magnoliopsida, Poales, Poaceae. The transcript has 5 exons. Gene Ontology annotation, cellular component: mitochondrion. Gene Ontology annotation, biological process: cytidine to uridine editing; mitochondrial mRNA modification. The record is from RefSeq and is a predicted model, not a curated record.
CUCCGCGCCUCCGCAAGACGGCGUCCAGUGGGCUGAGGCCGCCUCCUCGGCCGCCCUCCGCGUCCCCCUUCCGUGCACGAGGGGAGAAUAGUCUAAUCGGCCCAGUGCGCGCCACGCCUGCCGCCACCUAGCUCCACUCUCGCCACCGGAUCUAUCAGGAUCCCCCUCGGGUUCGCUCCGUCCAGCUAAUCUGGUCAGCCUUUUCUGGUUGUGGCCGCGGUCUGAGCCGAGUGGAUUCACGAGGGGAGCGAGGGGGAGGCAUGGAGCACAACAGGGAGGAGUUCUUGGAGCAGUUCGGAGGCGACUACGGCUACCCGGAUGCGCCCAGGGGCGUCGACCAGAUGUAGGCCGCCGAUUUCAAGCGCCUCCAAGGUGCGGAUCCGUUCAUGGUUUUGUCAAUUUUUAUUCUUGUCCCCUGUAGAAAGUAUGAUUCUUGAGCUGAGAGUGAUGGCGCCGCUGUUCCCCGGGUGCGACUACGAGCACUGGCUCAUCGUCAUGAACAAGCCCGGCGGCGAGGGCGCCUCCAAGCACCAGAUGAUCGACUGCUACAUACAGACCCUCGCCAAGGUCCUCGCAAGCGAGGAGGAGGCCAAGAAGAAGAUUUACAACGUCUCGUGUGAGCGCUACUUUGGGUUCGGGUGUGAGAUUGAUGAAGAGACAUCCAACAAGCUUGAAGGUAUUCCUGGUGUUCUUUUUGUGCUCCCUGAUUCCUUUGUUGAACCUGAACACAAGGACUAUGGAGGCGUCGACUUCAAGGUCAAGAUGGUUAACAUUGCCGGCAAGAAGCUCAAGCUCGCCGGCUGGGACACUGCCUGCCAGCCGGCCGACACCGAGUCGUUCGAGUACAUGCUGUUGGAGAAGGACCCCGAUCACUACCGGACGGUCUUCUCCGGCCCAAGCCAGAUAAGCCCGUGGAUCGGCGGUGCUGAAUCUGAAGCACCGGAUCAGGAGAGGCCCCUUCGAGGACGUCUGGAUAGAGACGCAUCACCAGAGGACGCAGGAUUAUGACCGGUACCACGAGGUCGCCGUGAAGAUGCUGCACCCGGUCAGGGAUGACCAGCUACAGUUUUUCUCGGCGAGGUUCGACGAGGUCUUUGGCAAAGGCCAUGGCCUGGGCAAUGUCUGCUUCCUACACGGCAUCUCAACGCAGAAUGGGAGGGUAUGUUCUUUGUCUGGAAGAGAGCCUUACUGUUGGAUCGUGUGGGAACUGAAAGAUGGUGUCGUGGCUCGCUUUUUGUUUCAUGGUACUCCAAUGAUGUUAACUAUCAAUAUGUGAACUCAUUUAUUGGUCUACAAAAGUGUUCAGUUUCAAGCUC